This is a messenger RNA of Cladocopium goreaui, 1329 nucleotides long. NCBI's taxonomy places the organism in Eukaryota, Dinophyceae, Suessiales, Symbiodiniaceae. The record is from the annotation of a GenBank genome assembly.
CCUUGGUUCAAGGAUCAAGUGCCAGGAUGAACUAUGGAUGAAAUAUGGGUGAGAAAGAGGAAGACCUGCUGGAGAAGCUCACAGCGUAUGGUGGAUCCAGUUUUGAGCCCAUCCUCCAAGCCUUUCAUCAGGAAGAUUUCAUUGCGCUGGUGCAGCAGUUUGUGACAGAGCAUGCUCCGUUCUUUACAGAGACUUGUACAGAUGGUUCCCACCCGCUGGUGUGGACACAGUACCAUGAUGCUUACAAAGACAUCUUCGAAAAUCGCCUGUCCCGGAUUUUGCAGCAACUUGACGUCGAGCAACACGACUUUGCAUCGUUUUGCGACUGGUUGAAAGUGAAUGCCGACAUCUUCGAGGAUGACACAGAGGGUUUAUAUCCCUUCCUAUCUUCAAUUACAGCUUCUUUGGACUACGAAGCCUUCCUAGCCGUGAUGUUUGCAGAGGCUCGGCGCACCAUGGACGUCCAGCAGAUUGAUGUCCUCGUUCCCGAAGGUGCCGAAUCGGGGCAGGCCGUACUGGUUGAAUUUCUGGGGGCUCAGUACGAGGUGAUGAUCCCGGAAGGUUAUGGAGCUGGCAUGGUGUUUCAGACAACGGUCACAUUGCCCUAAGCUUUUCCAUUGACACUGUCGUAAACAGUUGACAUGCCGCGAAUCUUCGUUAAGGAUGUUAAGGGACCAGCAAAGACUUUGGAAGUUCGCUUCUUGGCGCUACAUCCUGGUCCAGUGAAUGCAAGACUGGCAAGACUCCUAAACUUAGGGACAGCAUGGACAGCGGGUGACAGCGAUGGACUUGGUGAAGCCAAGACCGAUGGCGCCCAUUCUUUGGCCGGUCUGGAUUUUGCCAGAGAUGUUGCAGUGAUGCGGACCUAGUGACGCAUUUGCAGAUCCUUGGCCGCGGCCAAAAGGGUGGCGUUGUGAACAUUCGCGAACUCUGGACCUCAGUCGCACUUGCAGCUGGCACCUGAGACAUGAAGUUGCCCUGCGAGCAUGGACUUCAGGCCGAUUCGCAACCAACUGUGCUGCACUUUGCGAAGAGUACAAUGCGCACUGGAUGACGUUGAAUGCUGUGGCAAGGUGUGUUCGUUGAUUCGGAUCUUUACAGAAACUUUACAGCAAAGUUCAGCAUCCAAAGCCUGGGGGCCCCAUGUUGGUUUGAGCCAUUGCGCUGGAGCCUCGGGAAAUGCCAAAGAACCUCAAACUUAAACCAAUGCUUCCCUUACAACUGAAGUGAUUUGCCAGAGACACGUUGCAUGUUGCCUUUGAGACACUAAAAUGUGCUCUAUCUGCCACAAAAAGUGAAUACAUGGCCACCAAACGUGCAAUGACAAAA